UUGAAAUCCCCCAAAUUUUCUGUCGCAUCAUGGCGAGGUUUUUGGCGAGAUGGGGAAGAGCUGCCUCCCAACUAGCCACUGACUUACGAGUAGGUGGAGCUUCUCCGGUUGCUCGCCGCUUCCAUCGGAACUGCUCCACGGCUAUCACCGCCACCGGUGGCCCCGGUGGCGCCGCUCCGGCUGCCGCAAUUGCAACCUCUUCUUCACCCCCAAACCGCCUUUUCAACGAGCAAGAGGUUAGACUUAAUUCUCUGUUCUGGUCUAGGCCAUGCUCAUUGUCUUUACCUCCCAACUCUCCAUUGAGAGUAGCAGAGCCUUCAUUUGAAGGCAUCAAGCAUAUAAUACUGAAGUUGAUGUUGUUCUAUAGCAAACGGAGUGAAUCCAUCAGAAGAGCAAAAAUAGUUUAUCGACGAAUCACUUCUCAAGUCGACAAGUCUGCUAUUUAUGAUGUCUUUCACUUGGAGAAAACAUUUAAAACUACAUUUUCCUUGCUUGUGCUUCACAUGUGGCUCAUCUUACACCGCUUGAAGGAAGAGGGGAAGGAUGGAACAGAAUUUGGGCAAUUCUUGUAUGAGAUUUACAAUCAUGAUCUGGAGUUAAGAGUUUUCAAGGCUGGGGUCAACUUGUUACUGACAAAAUGGAUGAAGAACCUGGAGAAGAUAUUUUAUGGAAAUUUAAUUGCAUAUGAUGCUGCAAUGGUUCCAGAUGCUAAACUAGAUGAUCUUGCUACUUCCAUAUGGAGAAAUGUUUUCUCUGGAGAUGGUUCUAGGACAUCGAAUGAUGCGGCUGCGGCACCUGUCCAGGCCAUGGCCAGAUACGCCCGCAGGGAAUCAACUUGUCUACUGUUGACAGACAAGGAAGCUAUAUUCACAGGCAAUUUCAUGUUUACCUCGUUGGAGAACCAUCAGCACAAGCCAGUCAAGAUGACAAAUCAAUCAUGACAGUUCAACAAAAAGCCAAAAACUGAGAUAACUGUGAUCUCCCAUUGAAGGAGUCCAUGUUGCAGAUAAUCGAAACAAAGGACUUGUGGUUAAACUAGCAGUCGCUGUAUUGUUUUGUUGCUCCAAAGUCCAAACAGGAAUGGUCAGUAUCAUGUAGGGCUUCAUAUGAUCAAUUUCAAGCUGAAAUAAGAGCCAAAUCUUUUCAACAUCAUGUACUUUUGCUGGCUACUGCUGUCAGUCUUGUUUCCUACAAAUGUGUGGUAUGGAUUUAAGAAACUGACGAGGUUUGUAUAUAAAGAGACAAUUCCAAAAGCUACUGCUUUCUUAUUGAUUGAA
Molecule: messenger RNA, 1277 nt
Organism: Zingiber officinale
Lineage: Eukaryota; Viridiplantae; Streptophyta; Magnoliopsida; Zingiberales; Zingiberaceae
Product: ubiquinol-cytochrome-c reductase complex assembly factor 1-like
Exons: 7
Coding region: 30-941 (303 amino acids)
Biological process (GO): mitochondrial respiratory chain complex III assembly
Cellular component (GO): mitochondrion
Source: RefSeq, a predicted model, not a curated record